Glossina fuscipes is the source of this 1646-nucleotide messenger RNA. Its product is annotated as scavenger receptor class B member 1. Lineage: Eukaryota; Metazoa; Arthropoda; Insecta; Diptera; Glossinidae. The record is from RefSeq and is a predicted model, not a curated record. The transcript has 5 exons. Gene Ontology annotation, molecular function: scavenger receptor activity. Bases 169 to 1635 code for a protein of 488 amino acids. Gene Ontology annotation, cellular component: cytoplasm; membrane.
UUAUUCAAAUACUUAAGACAGUUCGGCAGAAGUCUAAGUGAACUGAUUUUUGUUAAAAAAAAAUUUAUUUAAAAAACAAAGUAAAACAAAAAAAAAUCUUUUUUUUCAAAUCUAAAGCAAAUUGUGUGGAAUUUAAGUGAUUUGUGCCUUCGUACAUAUUCCCAAACAAUGUCGUCCAGAGAUUGUAUUUUAUGUAAACUGAUAUCAUUGACCAUAACCGCUAUUGUCUGCUCCGUUUUAUUUCUCGCUUCACUUCAUAUCAACUAUCAAUGGGAAUUUAUUAAAGAACAUGUACGCUUUCGGCGGAAUUCUCCUCAACAAAAUGGAUGGAUACAUUCCCCGCAAGGCAUGCUUCGCGUAUACAUGUUCAAUGUUACAAAUGCAGAAAGCUUUCUAAAUGGAACCGAUUUGCGUUUAAAAAUUGAGCAAAUUGGACCUAUUGCUUAUCAUGUCAUCGGACUAAAUGAAAUUGUUUCUCAAACUAACGGCAACUUAACGUUUCGUAGAAAUCCUCAUAAAAUAUUUGAAUUCGAUCCAUUGGCCAGCUCCUCUCCAGAUAUAUUAAAUCAAACAAUUAUUAUGCCCAAUAUAAUCUUGUUAAGCAGUGCCGCUAAACUGCACGAUUGGGUAUUUUUCGUACGUCACGCCUUCAAUGCCAUUACCAUAAACGAAUCGGCAUUUCUCAAGGAGACGAUCAACUACUUUUUAUGGGAUUUUACAAUACCGACACUUUCGUUGCUAGCGCAUUAUGUACCAAAUAUUGUAAGCAACUGCGGUUUACUGUAUAAUGCAAUAAGACCUAAAGAGCUAAUCUACAAUGUCAAAAUCGGUGUAGAUAACGGCAUCGAAAAUUUCUUCCGGGUAAAUACGUUUAAUAAUAAAACAUAUUUUCCUCAACAACGAGCGUUCGUGAAACGAGCUAAAAAAUCUGACGAAUAUUGUCCGGUCAUCUUGGACAAUAGCUUUGACAAUUCCCUUUUUCCACCGUUCCUAACGCCCGAAACCGAAUUGAAUAUUAUUGCUACGGAGGCUUGUCGUACGCUUAAAUUGAAUUACGAUCGUGAAGUACUUUGCCAGGGAUUCAAGGGUUAUCGUUACACUCUAAGCGAUGUAAAUACUAAUAAGGAUUGCUUGGAUAAUUCAUUGGGGAUUAAAUUGCCUAAAGGAAUGUUUGAUGCAUCGCGUUGCGUGUCCGGCGAAGUUCCAACGGCAUUAUCGGCGCCGCAUUUCAUGGAUACUGCUUAUAACUUUACCGAGCAUUUUGAAGGCUUGUCGCCAGAUAAAGAGAAACACGAAGCUGAAGUUAUAUUAGAACCUACAAUGGGUAUACCGUUGGAGGAAAAAUAUCGCUUUCAAGUUAACAUACCCAUGCCAGAUAUGAAAGGUUUCAAUAAAGACUUGCAACGUUUCAGUCAUAUGGUUAUACCAUCAUUUUGGUAUGAAUUUGAUAUGGACGAUAUGUCAACGUUAACGUCACUAUUUAUGCAUAUCGGUGUACAUAUAGUUCCUAAUAUUCAAGGAACUUUAAUGGUUAUUUUUCUUGUAUUAAUUGUGUACAGUUGCCUUCGAAUUUAUUUACUAAUAACGAAUAAGACGUUAAGAGAACUGUUAUGUGAAACUUAUAAAAAGAAAUAAGAAAUUAAUUU